Molecule: messenger RNA, 8676 nt
Organism: Pyrgilauda ruficollis (rufous-necked snowfinch)
Lineage: Eukaryota; Metazoa; Chordata; Aves; Passeriformes; Passeridae
Gene: SREK1
Product: splicing regulatory glutamic acid and lysine rich protein 1
Exons: 12
Coding region: 4831-6510 (559 amino acids)
Cellular component (GO): nucleoplasm
Molecular function (GO): RNA binding
Source: RefSeq, a predicted model, not a curated record
CAAUGCACCACUUGCUUUUUCCUCCAAAGUAUGUUAUAUUAAGUUUCGUGAAGCAUCGAGUGUUGGUGUGGCCCAGCAUCUAACUAACACGGUUUUUAUUGACAGAGCUUUGAUAGUUGUGCCCUGUGCAGAAGAUGACUAGACUGGCCAAGGCAGACCUGUUACACUUGCCUGAGUUAGGCAUUGUUUGCCAUGCCACUAAACCUGCCGCCAAGUGAAACCUUCAUGGGGGAAAUGAGAUCGAAGUCUGACCUGCUGAAGAUGGACGCCCUGUCUCUGUUUUUAUUUUAUUUUGCUUUCUUUCCUUUGUUUCUUUUAUUUUUAUUUUUAUUUUGUCCCUUUUUUGUUUUGUUCUGUUAAAUCUCUUUCCCUUGUACUUGUGAACUGGUACUUCAGUUCUGUAAAAUGAUGUUUGUAAAGGGUUCACAGUGUUUGAUUUUGAAGUUGACCUGAAGCUGCUUAUGAAUGGUGGAUGGUAUAUGGAGAAUUUAGAAUGUGAUUUGUUUUUAGUGCUUUGAAUUAAGGAUAAAUUUGAUUUGCAAUUUGUUUAAGUAUCUAAAUUCAGCAGAUGAGUACAUUGUAUCAGAAGACAGGAAUAGUGUUUCAAGAUACAUUUUUCCAUAUGUUGUGCUUUAUGAGUUUAUCUUGGAAAAGGACAGUUAAAACUCUUACUUUUGGAGAAAGCAACUUUAGAAAGUAAAGUCAUAAUAUUUCUCUGCUACUUUCCAUCAGCAGAGUGUUCUAUUUUAUGUUGCACCAGCUAUUUAAAAGAAGGCUUACUAUUUAUGUCUAACAUCAUGAGUUUAAAAGAAUUAUUUCUGAAAUUGAACUUUUAUGAAUAUUGAAUGUCAUAAAAUAUUCUCUUACUUCUGAUGAAACCUUGCUCCAGUGAGGUCAGUGGUAGUAAGAUUUCAUCUUUUUUUUUAAAAUGAACUUUCAGAAAAAACUAUUUACCACUCAUAAGUACAAAUGCAGCCUGAAGUUUCGGUUGGAGUGUGUUAUGUGAGACAACUUGUCUUUUAACACUGUUACUUGUGAGAAGAUUGAAUCAGUUCUCUUUCUGUGUGUGUGUGCGUGUGUGUAUUGCACUUUGACAUGCUCUAGUGGUGAUUAUUUCAGGAAGAUGUUUUAAAAAAAAACACUAAAGUCAGAAAAAAAAGGUGUUUUCCAGUCAUCCCAGAGUCUCAGAAGCCCUGGCAGUUCAUGCUGGAGUGAUUGAUCCCUAAAGGAUAUUCUUCUGAAACAGAAGUGGUGGACAAAGUGGUGUGUCUAGUCCUCAAGUACUGACUGCUCUUCCCAGCUAGCUGCACUGGGAUCUCUUGGUUUCACUCCUUUCACCAGACUCUGCACUGCAGCUGGGAAGAGCUGUGAUUUGUGAUCUUUGUUGGAUUUGGCUGUUACAGUUUUAAUUGCCAGUAGAUGCAAUCUCUUUAUUGCUAAAUCCACUAAGAUUCAUGAGUUGGUCUAAUAGAAAUUAUUUUAUUUGUAAUCAUACGUGUUCCAUUGAUGUAAAAUAGCAGGAAAAUUAUUACUUUUUUCAAUGUUUCAAGUAGACUGUGAACUCUUCACUGUUUUUAAAACAAGCAAACUUGUUGCCAGGAGCACUUUUGGAUGUGAGUGUUAACUCUGCAGGUUCACUAUGAAGAGUUGGAAAUUCUUUUGAGCACUUGAGGAAUAAAAAUACUGUCAUUAGUACUUGUUUGAUGCAGAUGAUUCUGUUUAGUCUUCAGCAAAGGGUUCUAGUGUGGGUUAGGUUGUCUAGGGCUCUUUAGACUAAUGGUACAAAAAAGUAGCAGUCACAACCGUGCCUUUAAGCAGUGCUGGGACAAUGGACAUUUGCUUCCAGAUUCUUUUGCAAAGGGGACAAUCAAUAAAUGAUCAUACAACCUUAGUUUACUAAGCAGAAGAGCUUCUAAGAAAUCUGUCUAAGGAUGUGGUAUAGAUAUGGCAUAAUUAUUUUGACUGCUCCCGCAUUAGAAAAUAAAUAUCAUUACCUCAUUCUUAUUCAGAUUUUAAAUACUGUGUUCUAAAAAUGAAAGUAUUCUUUUUGAACUAAAUUGUCCUAAACUGUUGUGUCAUAACCUGCAUAUUUUGAUGUAUUCAGUGGGCUUUUAUUUCCUUUACAUAUACAAUCACAGAAGUAAAGCUGCAAAAUUUAAAGCUUUUAACUCAUGAAGUUAUUUGGACUCACAUGUUAAUUUGUUUUUCAAAACUAUUUAAAGAUUAUGAAGGUAGAUAAUCAAGAUACUGAAGAUUUAUUUUUGUUUUUCCACAACAGUGAUCGGUAGAAUUAUUUUAAAACUUGACUUGGACUUAAAAACUGGAAAAGUUACUCUGAAGAGACAGUGUCAUUGAAUAUACAGGCAAAUUUUCAGGGUUCUGUCUGUAGAAAUAGACCCUUUCUCAUUCUUGAAAACAAAAUAAAUGAAUCUUUCUUUGUGGUGUGGGACUGACCAACUUGAUUUUUGUAUUUAAAAUAGAACUUUACAUUGUUGAAAGACCAACGUAUUCUGGAAAUAAUGCUGCAAACUUUACAAUUUACAUAUGCAUGCUGUUCAUUCUGUGAGCUGCUGUAGUGGUGAACUUACAUGAAAUGUUCAGUGGAUUUCUUGAAUAAUGAAACAAUGUUUCAGCAAGUUAAUUAUUUCAGUUAUUUCAGUGCCAUAAGCCAUAUACUUAAAGUUUAGGCUUCUACUGAAGUCACUUUGUGAACUUGAGUCAUUGUCUGUCUUAGUUAUAUGUGCCUAACUGAGCUCCCAUUUAAAAGGGCUAAAUGCCUAAGCAUUUUAUAAGUUUACCUGUUUAUGUGUGUAUUGAAUUGGCUGUAUGUAAGUGCAUACUUAAAUUAGGCAUAUACUUAUGUACAGUACUGACCAAGGAUCUCAGUUAGCAUGCAGGCACACCACUAUCAGAGCUAUUUCUACCGUUGGAUUUAAUUGUGCCAUGUCUCUUGAUCCAUCAAAACCUGCAUGAGUAGCUGUUUAAUUGCAAGAUGCCGACUGUUCAGGAUAAGUUUUGGUUCAUUACUCAUUUGAAAAAACUUAAUACUUUGAUUUUCAGAAGCACUGGUGCAUAAUUCUGUGCCUAAUUUGCAUGCACAUCUGCUGGAACUGUAUAUUUAAAAGCCUGUUAGUAGGCCUACAUAUUAGGCAGGGUACACAAUGUACCUGAUACUUUUGAGCAGUCAGGCAAAUCAGGUACACCUCAUUGCAUGCCCGACUUCAAAAUGAGAUCUAUUAAAGAGUGCCGAACAUUGUGAUAGUGGCUUAGAUUUGUGCAUGUUUUCAAAAAAGUUUUGGAAGUCAUUAUUGCUCAGUUAACUCCUAAGCGCUAAAUUUUUCCUAUUUUUCUCUCUUAGUUAGCAAGUUCGAGUGGUUUCUUACAUGUUAAGUUGCAAGGUGUCUCAAAAUUUAACAUAAAUAAAAUAAAUGUAAAUAGGAAGCAUGGAAAAAAAUGGGUACUGUUAUUUUAUCUGUUCUGUUCCACCCAUUCUACAUAUAAAUUAAGUUUCCUUUAGAUUUGUUUUGCCAUUCAGUCAUAUUGAGCUGUAACCCAGACUUUCCCUCAGAUCUGUAGAGCAGGUUUGCAGCACUUGUUUCUUUUUGUUUUCUAAAUUAGUAUGUUUUCUAUGGUGUCAGUUGGAACUCGUUGCUAAACCUCCAUGGUGUUUUGAAACCUACCUCAAAUUUUCCUUUACAGUAAGAGUAUUAAUCAGAUUUUGGAUUUAGAUGUUUUGUAGUUAAAACCUGCAGUUUUAAUCAAGGCAGGAAACCACUGGCACACUUUUUAUAUAUUACUUGACUAUUAAAACAAUGUUGAAAUAAGAGCAUUUACUUUAUUAAGAUCCAUGGGUAAUACCAAAGGACUCAGUUGGUUAGCAUAUAUAUGGUUGUGCCAGUAAUUUUGAACAGAUCAUAGAUGCCUAGUGUAGUUAGAACUUCCUUCACAAGUUUUUUAGUUUGGUGUUUAAUGUUUGUGCCAGUUUUAAUCUCUUUGCGUUUCAAAUUUAAAAUGUACAUUUAAUGGUAAUCAUAAUUGUUUAACAUUUAAUCUUCUUGGUUUUGGAGAUACUUUGGGGGUUAAUUUAGUAGUCUAAUCAUGGCUAAUAUUCAAUUAAACCAACUUUUAAUUCAGAUUAGUUAUUACUUUUGGCAUUACAGGAGGACUAUAAUCAGGAUAAAAUAGUAAGAAGUACUUCUGUUGGGAAAAUAGAGCUAGCUUAGCCUGAUCAGUUAUAAUUUUCUUCAAUCUCAGUAAAUUUAGACUUAAUUUACCAAUUUCAGAUAAACUGAGGUGACUAUAAUAUGAGUACAAAUCUAAGUUUUUUCUGCUCUUCCUUCCUCCACCUUCAACUUCACUUGUAGUAUGUAUUGUGUGCAGUCACAGUAGUUCAGUAGUUUAUUAUUUUAUGUUUUGUUUAUUUUUUACAUUCUAAAUAGGUAGCACCAGAGGAAUAAAGAAAAGCACAAAUUUCAGUCAGCACAUACUUUGGUUUUUCUUUUUUCUUUUUCUUUUUCUUUUUUUUUCUUUUUUUUUUUUUUUCCUUUUUUUUGGGUUUUCUUUCUUUUACUGAUUUGGUUAUUUGCCAUUUCUGGGGAUUAAACUUUAAAAAAUGUUCUUCUUUUCUGUAUCUGAUGUUCUGUGUGCUAUUAGUGAUGCAGCCAACACGAACGGUUGUCAUGUGUAAAACAGCUUUCGAUCACCGUGAAAACACCGCCCUGGGAAAGCAUCCAUGCUUGAUAUCGUUUGGUUCAUGAACAUUAAGUUUCCAGUACAGGUAAAAUUCCAGAUGAAGCCAAAGCCCUGUCUCUAUUGGCGCCUGCUCCUACUAUGACAAGUCUGAUGCCUGGUGCAGGGUUGCUUCCUAUACCUACGCCAACUCCCUUGACUACACUUGGUGUUUCACUUGGUACUUUAGGGGCUAUACCAGCAGCAGCACUGGAUCCUAACAUUACAGCACUGGGAGAAAUACCACAACCACCAAUUAUGGGAAAUGUGGAUCCAUCCAAAAUUGAUGAAAUCAGGAGAACAGUCUAUGUUGGAAACUUGAAUUCCCAGACUACAACAGCAGAUCAGCUGCUUGAAUUCUUUAAGCAAGUUGGAGAAGUCAAAUUUGUGCGAAUGGCAGGUGAUGAGACACAACCAACACGAUUUGCUUUUGUGGAAUUUGCAGACCAAAAUUCUGUACCUCGAGCUCUUGCCUUUAAUGGAGUUAUGUUUGGAGACCGGCCACUGAAGAUAAAUCACUCCAAUAAUGCAAUAGUGAAGCCUCCUGAAAUGACGCCACAAGCUGCUGCCAAGGAGCUAGAAGAAGUGAUGAAGAGAGUAAGAGAAGCCCAGUCUUUUAUAUCUGCUGCUAUUGAGCCAGAGUCUGGAAAGAGCAGUGAAAGAAAAGGCGGUCGAUCUCGUUCCCAUUCUCGUUCAGAAUCCAGGUCUAGCUCAAAAUCCCGCUCUAGAAGGAAAAGAUCACACUCAAAACACAGAAGUAGAUCUGGCAACAGAUCUCUCUCAAGACACAAGGACAGACGCAGAUCCCGAAGUCCUCUGAAAAAACGGUCUAGAUCUACAGAAAGACGGAAAUCAAGAAGUCGCUCUCGUUCUCGGGACAAGAAAAGAGACAAAGAAAAGAUCAAAGAAAAAGAAAAGGCCAAAGAAAAAGAGAAAGACAGAGACCGAGACAAGGAGAAGGAUAGGGAUCGAGAUAAAGACAGGGAAAGAGAGCGAGAUAAAGAGAGAAAUAGAGAGAAGGACAAGGAGAGAGAUAAAGAGCGAAGCAAAGAUAGAGAGAGAGCGCGAGACAAAGACAGGGACAAGGAUAAAGAUAGGGACAAGGAAAAGGAAAAAGAUAAAGAUAAGGAAAAAGACAAGGAAGAGGUAGAUCAUAACAAAGAAAAAGAAGAUACUGAGAAAGAAGGAGAGAAGGACAGAGAGAAGAUUAAGGACAAGGAGGGAGAUAAGGAUAAAGGAGGGGACAAAGAAAAGGACAGAGACAAAGAAAAGGAAAAAGAUGGGGAUAAGGAGAAGGAGCGAGAAAAAGAGAGAGAUGAUAAAAAGAAGAAAGAUAAGAGAUCCAGAACUCCCCCAAGAAGCUAUAGCUCUUCAAGAAGAUCUCGUAGCUCCAGCAGAGAAAGGCGUAAAAGGAAGAGCAGAAGUCCUUCCAAAUCUCCUAAAACAUCAAAAACAGCAAAAAGAAAGUCUUCACGAACUCCUUCUCCAAGAAGAAACAAGAAAGAAAAAAAAAGAGAAAGAGAUACAAAUAAUGAAAGGAGAGAAAGAGAACGCUCCACUUCCAAGAAAAAAAGUAGUAAAGAAAAAGAGGGAAAGGAGAAAUCUGACAAAAGCACCACUACUUUGAAGGACAAAGAUAACAAUAAAGAAGAUCAGAAUUCAGAAACUGACAAGGAAGUAGACAAUAGAGAUACACAAAGGACAGAUGAAGUCAAGCUACAACAGAACGGGAAUUGUCAACCAAAUGAGGAAAAUCUCUCAGUUAAAAUGGAAGAGGUUUAAAGAAUGGACUUCUUAUUCAACUAAGGAAUGAAAUCCAAAGCAUUUUAUUUCCCAGAAUGAGGAAGAAAAUGUCAAAGCAAUCAACCUGAACGUGUUGAUAGUACUAGUAGCUCCUCCAGUUCAUGUGAUAGCUUUGUUGUCUUCUUGCUGUAAAGCAAGAGCACAGACCUGUAGUUAAUACCAUGAAAAGGCAGAUGCCAUCAGAACUAUUCAUCUCUGAAAAUCCAUGCAUUUCCAUGAUGGCUGUACUUGUAAAAUGAUUUAUGUUAAGUUUUGCUAUAAGCUGUUACAAAUAACUAGAAACUGAAAGAUGUAAACCUGUACUUCCCAAAAAAAGCUGAAGAUAUGCAUUGAAGGUUGUUUGAAAUACUGCUUGUUGAUGACUUUUGUAUUGUUUUGCCCUGUAGGUUAAAAAAAUCCACAAAAACUUUAAUGUGUGCUGUUUGAUGUGCUUGAAAAUGGUGCAUAAAUAUAUACACUUCCUUUCCUUGUAAAUGACAACUGUAGGGAAAGGGGGUUUAAGCAUAAACAUGGUUUUACUGUUCUUAUGUUAAAUACUCACAGAUUAGUAUGUUUUUCAUUUGCUCACUGCUCGAGAUUCUUAGGGUUUAUUAUUUAAAAUAAUUUCUUACUAAUAUCUCUGAAAUUAAUAUUUCUUUUAAAGUAUUUGAACAAUGCAUGCGCUUUUUCUGUUCCUAGAAGGAACAUUGCCGUGUUAUAGAUACUAGGUUAGCUUACAGGGUUAUUUUGGGGUUGUUUUGUUUUGUUGUUUUCUUUGUCCGUAGAGAAGUGAGCACAUCUAUAUGAUGAUACCAGAACUUACAGCUUUGUUUUGCAAUGUACUGCAGUGUGUCUGUUCAGCUGAAAAUAGUACAGGUGCCAUUAAGAAAAUAAAUUUUUCAUUUUUGUUAAAAAAAUAUGGGAGCACAAGCAGAAGCUUUAGUGCCUUCUUAAAAUGUGGUAUUUUCUAGAAAUGUAUAUGUGCUGUUACACAUUUUUAGCUAAAUCUUAUAUGAUCUCUCUUGCUACUUUGCCACCACCAUACUGUAGACAAAAAUGCAAGUGACUUGCCAGAAUGGUUGUUUGAUUCACUUGUUAAAAUAGUGAAGCUCCAUUUUACUUUUAUUUUUUAUUCUUAGAAGAGAUUUAUAAAUAAGAGAUGUAAUUUGGGGACCACCACUGUACAAAAGUAGUAGCUGAAUACAAAGUGUGCUCUGAUCACCUGCAUCAAAGAAAGCUCUUAAGACAUAUACUAUACAUUUGGAUGGCCUUAAUUGUUACCUCUCUGUUAUUUUCUCUGAUACCUGUUGGGCAAUAUAAAAGGAAUGGCGUGCAAAGAAAUGGGGGAUAAAUAAUUUGAGGAAGAAAGUUCUAAUUUUCGCAGGGCUUACUUAGUAGAGAUUCUUCUAUAAUUUUUUGUGGAGAAAGCAUGCAAGAAGAGAAUCACAAAACAAGUGGCUUUGUCUUGGCAAACAUAGCUUUUGUUCUUUGAAGUAAUUUAAUCGGUUAUAUGAGACUUCUGAUAAGUUAUGCUUUUAAGACAUAAUUAUAGCUAAAAUCACAUAGAUUAUUUUUACUACAACUUAAUGCAAUCAAAUUAUUAAUUGCCUUACCUCAUGGGAAGUGUCAUUUCUUUCAGUUAAAAUAAAAAACUAAGUGUAUUGGCUAUUUGCUUUCUACUUGUUUUACUUUUCCUCCGCAUAGUUAGUUUUUUCAGUGGAAGGGAAGCAUAUUACAGGGAAUGAAAACUUUGCCCAGCUCCUAAGGUAGUGAAAUCCAAUUUGAUUGUGAAGCUGCUUAAUCACUCCUCAUUUUCUAGAAGAUUUAAUGUUCUUGCCACUGUGUACAUUUCAGACAACAGAAAAUGCUUUACCAUGUAAAGUAUAGAACAGCCAUUUUUGUGAUGUUUAAGCCACAUGCUGUUGGCUGGUAAACAGCUAAUUCUGAUAAAAGAAUAAAAAAUUGUAUGCUUACAGGAAGACUGUGAAAGAUUGUGUCUUGCAACAACAGCUGUCUUAUUUAUGAUGUGUAAGUAGCAUAGAGCAAAGAGAUUGUUUGUAUACUUGUUAUCUUUGGUACCAUUUCACUAAUAAAGUAAGUAUUUUAGAGGGAUGUUUCUGCUGGUACAUACUUAUUAAAGGAAUAUUUUUAGACCAUCUGGAUUUA